Phaeoacremonium minimum UCRPA7 is the source of this 1209-nucleotide messenger RNA. RefSeq names its product putative aur protein kinase protein. The record is from RefSeq and is a predicted model, not a curated record. NCBI's taxonomy places the organism in Eukaryota, Fungi, Ascomycota, Sordariomycetes, Togniniales, Togniniaceae. Bases 1 to 1209 code for a protein of 402 amino acids. Gene Ontology annotation, molecular function: ATP binding; protein kinase activity. Gene Ontology annotation, biological process: regulation of cytokinesis; protein phosphorylation; mitotic spindle organization. Gene Ontology annotation, cellular component: chromosome passenger complex; spindle microtubule; spindle pole centrosome. The transcript has 3 exons.
AUGGCAACGAUGGCUAGUCGCACGCUGGAGCAGCGCUUCGAGCGCAUGUCAGUCAACGAUGAGAACGAUCCUGGUGAUGGUACUCGGCUGUACACAAAAUCUAAGGGUAUUGCGACGUCAACCGUGACCCAAUUAUCGCAGAGCACGAGCAGGCCGAAUCUGUUCAAAGUCGCACUCCAGUCGCAAAAUACCAACACCGUCCAGACAGUGACACUGCCCUCGCAGCAGGCACAGUGGAAGGGUCAAUCUGUUUCCAACACCCAAACGUCACCGGGAAAGAAGGACAAGACCGGAUCUUCAGCGCGCAGCUCCGAUGAGCAGGCGCUGGCCGAGCGGAGAUCGGUUACUAUGAUUCAGGAGCUGGCGCCAAAGACGUUCCAUCUAGGCAUGUUUGAGAUAGGGCGACCUCUAGGAAAGGGCAAGUUUGGCCGUGUCUACCUGGCCCGCGAACGAAGUAGCGGAUUCAUCUGCGCUUUGAAGGUCCAGUACAAGUCGGAACUGCAGCACGGUUCCGGUGUCGAGAAGCAGAUUCGCCGUGAGAUUGAGAUUCAGAGCAAUCUACGGCACCCAAACAUCCUCAAGCUAUAUGGCCACUUCCACGACAGCAAGCGAAUUUUCCUUAUUCUGGAAUUCGCAGCGAAGGGCGAGUUGUACAAGCACUUGAGGAAAGAGAACCGCUUUCCGGAAUGGAAAGCUGCUCAGUAUAUCGCACAGAUGGCCUCUGCCCUACGAUAUCUGCACAGAAAACACGUUAUCCACAGGGAUAUCAAGCCCGAGAACAUCCUCGUCGGUAUUCAUGGCGAGAUCAAGAUCUCCGACUUUGGCUGGAGUGUGCACGCCCCGAAUCACAGGAGAGCAACCCUCUGCGGCACGCUUGACUAUCUCCCCCCAGAGAUGAUCAAAUCUGGCAGCAAGGAUAACUCCUACGACGAGAAGGUCGAUCUGUGGAGCUUGGGUGUCUUGACGUACGAGUUCCUCGUUGGCGAGGCGCCAUUCGAGGACACGCCUGUCAUGACACAGAGGCGGAUUGCUCGAGCCGAUAUGACAAUCCCAUCCUUCGUCAGCCCCGAGGCUAGAGACCUCGUCAAGAAGCUGUUGGUAUUAGAUCCCGAGAAGAGGUUACCGCUGGAGGAGGUUCAGCAGCACCCUUGGAUCGUGAAGCACUGCGUGAAGGGCGAGAGAGCAACCAACAGGGCAUCGGGGAAAUGA